AGCGGAGGGGGCAGCCCCCGGCCGAGCCCCCGCGCCCGGCGAUGCGGAGCGGGGCAUGGCGGCCCCGCCGCUCUGCCUGCGCCUGCUGGCCGCCGCCUUCUACGGCCUCAGCUCCUUCCUCAUCGUCGUCCUCAACAAGAGCGUCCUCACCCUCUGGGACACGUGUGUGUGUAUUUGUGUGUGUGUGAAGGUUUCCAUGGCGGGUGGGAAUAAUUCCAUUCUGUUUUUAUCCCCCGGGGCUGCUCGGGGAGCUGCCGGCUGGCUCCCACAGCUUUACCCCUCUUCUUUGCAGACAUUUCCUCUACCUCUCCUGUACUUCGGGAACCAGAUCACAGGACUGUUCAGCACAAAGAAACUGAACCUGCCCAUGUUCACGGUCCUGCGGAGGUUUUCCAUCCUGUUUACGAUGUUUGCCGAGGGAUUCUUGCUCAAGAAGAAGUUUUCCUGGAGCAUUCAGAUGACAGUAUUUGCCAUGAUCUUCGGUGCAUUUGUGGCUGCCAGUGCUGACUUGGCAUUCGACCUGGAGGGAUAUAUUUUUAUCCUCAUUAACGACGCCUUAACAGCUGCAAACGGUGCCUACGUGAAACAGAAGCUGGAUUCCAAGGAGCUGGGGAAGUACGGGUUGCUCUAUUACAAUGCACUGUUCAUGAUCCUCCCCACCCUGGCCAUUGCCUACGUCACUGGAGAUGCACAGAAGGCAGUGGAGUACCAGGGCUGGGCAGACACGUUCUUCCUCGUGCAGUUCACGCUGUCCUGUGUGAUGGGGUUUAUUUUGAUGUAUUCCACGGUUCUUUGCACUCAGUACAACUCUGCUCUUACAACUACAAUAGUUGGCUGCAUUAAGAAUAUUUUAAUAACCUAUAUUGGGAUGUUUUUUGGAGGAGAUUAUAUUUUUACAUGGAUGAACUUCAUUGGUCUAAAUAUCAGCAUUGCUGGCAGCCUGGUGUACUCCUACAUCACCUUCAGCGAGGAGCAGAUGAGCAAGGAGUCGGAUGCUGGCAGCAAGCUGGAUAUGAAAGGGAAGAGCUCGGUGUGAGCAGGGAGAGGCUUUUUUUGGGAGCCGACCUCUCCUGCUGGGCAGGACGUGGGGAGGGAGCCAGGAGCCUCGGGGGUGCUCCUGAUUUGCACAGCGGAGAUUGCUGCCUUCACAAAUCCUUGGGAGGAUCCAUCCAGCCUGCACGGGAUGGGAUGAGCCUAAUUGAGCCUGAUCGGGAGGAAUUAACGGGUUUCUAAUCAAGGGAGAUGGGCACGGGCGGGGCCGGGGCUGGACCCCUGGAUCUGCUGAUCCCAGCGGGGUGGGGCUCCCUCCGGAGCACGGAAUGCCGAGGGAGCUGGCGUUCCCCGGGAGCUGCUCCUGGCCUGGGCCAGGGCCUCCUGGGUGAAUCUUCGCUGCUCUCUGGACUUGAUUUUUAGCUGUUUUCUCUUUUUUUUUCUGUUUGGUCCAUUGACCCGCUUCUCAAGCUGGGUUUGCCCUCCUGGGUUUAUCAGAGCCCUGCAUCCAUCCACCUGUGCCGUUCCGAGGCUCGGUGACAUUCCCAGAAGGGUUUUCCUGCCCCGCUGAGCUCUGCAGCCUCCCCGGGAUCCAGGCCUGGCUUUUUGGGAAAGCUGCUGCCCUUCCUGGGGAGACCCAGCAGGGAGAAGCUGCUGGGAGCACAGGAGAGCCCAGCUUGUCCCACCUGGCACAGCACAUCCAGGCAGUCUGCAGGGGCUGCAGCUCCUACCCCUGGAAGAGGCACAAGGACUUAAAUCUUCUUUUUUGGCAAGUACAGGGGUCCCCAUAAUUCUCAUUUUCCAUGGAAUGAAUCCCCCUGGGUUUGUGACCUGCUAAAAGAAUUGGAAGUGUAGAACACUGGGCAGUGUUCAAGUGAUUUUUAAAGGUUGUCUUAUCCAGCACCUCUCUCGAGGUUUCCUUGGGAUGUCUUUUGGUUUUAAAAGAAUUGUUUUUAAUCUUGGUUAAAAAAACUUUUAGUAAAGUAAUGUAUUUAGAGAUUUUUGUACCCUAACAGCUUCUCUAGACACUGUCAGUGGGUUUUUUUAAGAAAUACUUGCUUAAACUGGAAGUGCUGUUGGGCAAAGCUGCAUUUGUUGGAGUUUACUGGAAGCUUUUGGAUGGGGAGAGAUUUUUCUGUGAGGGUGCAGCUCCAGCCUGGUGUGCUGGGGAAGGUGUGGAGCGAGUCAGCUGCUGCCUGCUCCUGGAGCAAUUCCAGAGCCACAAUUCCCUCUUUUUUUGUGGGAUUUUGUGGUCACUGUAGUGACCAGGGCCAGUUGGGGUGUCCUGGAGCAGCCCCUCAGCACAUUCCCCCUCUGAGCACAGUAAAAAAGAAAUCCCCGAUUAUUUUGUCUCCCAAAAUUCCAGCAAAACCUCGGCUUUGUCCAGGGUGGGGAGGGUCACAAACCCUUCCUGGGGUGCAGAGGCCCCCCAGUCCCAGCCCGGAUGGGGCUGCUGGUCCCUGUACUGGUUUUGUACUGGUUCUGUCCUGCUUCCCAGUACCCAGCUCCUGGCCUUGCUGCAGCAUUCCCAAAUCCCAAAUCCCUUUUUUCUCCCCCGUGUGCUCCGACUCUGCCGUGCUGAGGUCCCAGCCAGGAGGGUGAUUCUGCCAGAGGGGUUUUUAUGAUUUGUUUGGUUUUGAAUCUACUGGUUAGAUUUGCAGUCCUGACAGGGAAGGAUUUUUAAAGCUUAUUUUGUCCAUGCUGGGAUCCUGCUGGAUCCUAAACACUGGGAAAGCCAAGAAUUCCUCUAACAGUAUUUUCUAUGCUAUUAAUUGAGAAAAAAGAAAAAAUGUUUUCUAUGGAGAAUCUAUUUACAAAAUGAGCAUUUUAGUGAUGAAACUCUGAAUGUAUGGCAGGCUGUGGAUGUGAGGAAUGAGAGCAGAAAGGAUUUAUGUGCCUCUGUAUUUUUGUAUUUGCUUCCAAUAAACCAAUGAACCAAAGCUG
Messenger RNA from Lonchura striata (white-rumped munia), 2934 nucleotides. Lineage: Eukaryota; Metazoa; Chordata; Aves; Passeriformes; Estrildidae. The record is from RefSeq and is a predicted model, not a curated record.